AUGAGUAAUCCUCCCCCUGAUGUACCUCAAACUUCACCGCCACCAAGAAGUAGAAUCUUGCUUAGCAUUCCUAUGGCAUGGACCCUCAUUCUUCUCGGAUAUUUGUGCAAUUUCGGCGAAUGCUUAUAUGCCGGAUUUACACUUAUGAUAUCUGUUUGUUCAUAUUCAUGGCUUUCCGAUCUGCAGUUCUUUGCAUAUUAUUGUCAGCAUGCAAUUUCAUAUUCAUAUGCUCAUAUUUUCUUACUAUGGUUUUUCUCGGUUAUCCAUUGCACAUACGCAACAUUUUCCUUCAAAACAACAAAAAUCCAUCUCGCAUCAAUUUUAUACAUUAUUUCUGCAGUUUUCGGAAUUAUUGCUGCAAUUAUUUCAUUUUUAACGUUAAAAACAGAUAUGGCUUAUGUGACAAUGUACAGAAGAGACGGUGCCUGGUGGGUUGAAGAAUUAACGGGUGAUGCAUAUUCAUCAUGGAGAAAGGACACAUUUCUACCAUUCAGAGCGCUUGAUAUAGCAAGGACAGUACUCAUCCUUCUAAUGGCAGUUAUUUUUGUAUUUAGUUUUAAUAUUUCUUCUCCUGACUUUAACAGAAGCUUUGGUCUUGCAUAA
Molecule: messenger RNA, 603 nt
Organism: Trichomonas vaginalis G3
Lineage: Eukaryota; Parabasalia; Trichomonadida; Trichomonadidae
Exons: 1
Coding region: 1-603 (200 amino acids)
Source: RefSeq, a predicted model, not a curated record